This is a messenger RNA of Colossoma macropomum (tambaqui), 4455 nucleotides long. It is a transcript of the gene frs2a, whose product is annotated as fibroblast growth factor receptor substrate 2a. Gene Ontology annotation, biological process: cell surface receptor protein tyrosine kinase signaling pathway. The record is from RefSeq and is a predicted model, not a curated record. The coding region runs from base 460 to 1926 and encodes 488 amino acids. NCBI's taxonomy places the organism in Eukaryota, Metazoa, Chordata, Actinopteri, Characiformes, Serrasalmidae. Gene Ontology annotation, cellular component: cytoplasm; cell-cell junction. The transcript is spliced from 7 exons.
CUUGUCCAAUACGGGUGUGAAAGAAAUACGAUUCAGUGAAGGAGUGUAACUUCACUGCAAUACAUUUUUUUCGCUUUUUAAACCACUAAAUCCAUCGAUAAAGAAGCAAACAUCUAGGAUACUAGUUUUUAAAAAGGUUUAUUUUCUCUUCACAAGUCUUGAUGUGGUUUCAGGAUGGCUAGGUGGAAAAGUUUUGCUGCUGUUUGCUGGGCUGCGAGUGUGCGGACGGGAUUUUUAACCCUCAGCUCCUGUUGAUUUAUCUUCAUUAUAACUUCGUGUUUUCGGACUUAUCCGCCCCGCCACAUCUCUGCUAUGGAGUAAAAUGUGCAGCAGCUCUUCUGUCUCUGAAACAUACACACUGCGAGUGAGAUGGUGAGGUGUGACAGUGGUGUGUGUUGGCGAGCCGAACAGGAUUUGUUGAUGGCUGAAUUUAGGUGUCCUGUGGUAUAGUGAAGGAUCAUGGGUAGCUGUAGUAGCUGUCCACAGAAAGACAACAUCCCUGAUAAUCAUCACAGCAAAUUCAAGGUUAUUAAUGUGGAUGAUGAUGGAAAUGAGCUGGGCUCGGGUGUGAUGGAGCUGACAGGGGCGGAGCUUAUCCUGCACACGCGGAAACGGGAUGCGGUGAAGUGGCCGUACCUCUGCCUCCGUCGCUAUGGUUAUGACUCCAACCUCUUCUCCUUCGAGAGUGGCCGGCGCUGCCAGACCGGACAGGGUAUAUUUGCUUUUAAGUGUGCUCGUGCAGAAGAAAUCUUCAACAUGCUGCAGGACAUCAUGCACAACAACAGCAUCAGCGUGGUGGAGGAACCUGUACUGGAGCCAGAAUUACCCAUAAUCCCCUACAGUCCUACCACUCCUGGUUACUCGGUGCCAGCCACUGCGAAUGGGAUGGGCCGUUUCCCCUCCGUUAGUGAUGCCUCCUCGCGACCCUGUAGCAGGUUACCAUCUGUGGAGUCCACACAUCCACUGCUCAUGAAUGAUGAAACGGUACAUACAUAUGUCAACACACCUGGCUUGCAGGAGGAACGUCGCGGCUGCAGCAGUGGACACGCCCCUUUGGAUUUCCGGCCAUCCAAUCCAGAAAGCCUAGGCUCCAUUUCCCCUAGUGAGACGGAAACAGUGCGGCUGGUAAUGGAGCCGGAGAGUGUGAAGUUUGUUUUGGGUCCGACUCCAGUGCAGAGGCAGAUGAUGCUGAAAGAGAAACAGCAUGAGCGAGAACAUUCGGAAGAACAUAAUGCCCUGUGUCUAACCGGCACAGAAUCUGUCAGAUUUGUAAAUGGCUGCACAAAUCCUACUAUUGACCCUGACACCGGCUAUGAUAGCGAUGAACGUAAAGAAGCGUCUCAUGAACAGCAGAAUGAUUUAACUUUUAGGCGUCCUCGACCUUUGAACCCUGUUAAUCUGAUUAGCCCCGCUCCUGAUUCCCACAAUGCAACUGGGCAACGUCGGACUGCGCUUCUAAACUACGAAAACCUUCCAGCACUUCCGCCUGUAUGGGAACUUCGCAAACCCUCCAGUAAAGGAGAGCGGGGGGCAGAGCUUAAAAGCCCCGCCCUAAAUGGUUUUGACCCCGCUGACCCCCAACACAACUAUGUAAACACGGAAAACGUCACGGUACCAUUUAGUGCAAACAAACCUCGAGAAACUAAUAUUUUCAGUUUUGACCUGCGGAGGGCGCCGGCGGCCGAAGCGUGUCGCCAACUAAACUACAUUGAGGUGGAGAUGGAGAAAGGCUCAGACUCUAGCGGCCCUCAAACCCCCAAAACACCCACCACCCCUCUCCCCCAAACCCCCACCCACCGGACAGAGCUUUACGCCAUUAUAGACAUCGAGAGGACAGCUGCCAUGUCCAGCCUGCAGAAAGCGCAGCCGCGGGAUGACGGAACGGCCAGAAAAACGAGACACAACAGCACUGACUUGCCCAUGUGAACUAAAACAAACACACUAAAACACAGCCACUGCCAUUUUGAAUCACACACCAACACACGUAAAUGCAUUUGGAAUUAGUAACCACUCCUGCCCCCAGAAGCAUAUUUGGGGCUUUGCUAGCUAUGCUAAUAUUAAAUGUUUUAAAUACAAAUAAGAAUAUUUUAGACUUUCAUCAAUCACACACCAAUCACUGUGCAUAAAGUUAUAGUCACCAACCCCCUACAUUCAUACAAGCAUACACUGCCUGCUAAAGUUUGAGAACAACUUGCUAGCUUUUCAGGGCUUUUAUGCUGAGCUAGCAUAAAUGUUUUAAUACAGCUGAUUAUGUUUCUUUGUCAGUUUUCCAGACAAUCCCACACAAUAUAUACAUUUGGAUUUUAUACACACUGUGGAGGCAUAUGCAGCCCGCUAAAAGAUGGAGGACUAAGUCAAGCUAACAUUAAAUAUUUGAAUACAACAAUCUAAACAUGUUUUUCAUAACAGUCACUCACCGAUAGCUGUGUAUGCAGUUAGAACCUAGGGCUGAGUGUUGAUCCCAAAAAAAAUAGAUUCCUUAAUUCCAGGCAUUUGGGAAUCAAGUGUCUUCUAAAGUAUUUGGACUCAAUUCCACGCAGUGACGUUUAAGUUUGCCUCACAUUGAGUGUCACGUAUUCUGCUGUCACUCUCUAGCCUGUCUGAAAAAUGCAGGCUUUCACAACUUGCGCAUUGACAGUCCAGCUGUACUUUAGAAAAUAAGGUGGAAUAUAAAAAAACAAAGUGGAAAAGUGGAAAAUAAGGUACAGUUUAAAAUUGGUAAAGAAAAUUGGCUCACAGUUAAACAUCGCCAGUGCUGAAAUAUCUACCCAACUGAAGGAGUUUUCGGAGGAGAAUCAGGUACACCUUAGCCUGAGUAAGCUGGCGUUACCUUUCUGAAAGUCCUCGCUAAGGUAUAAUAUAAUGCAUGUUGCGUGUAUAUAAUUAUAAUAAUUUGGAAUUGACUCCAUAGAUUACCAUCACUUUUCUGGAACAGCCCUGCACCAACCCUCUACAUCCCUACCAGCACACAAGCCUGCUAAGUGUUUUCGAGACGUAGCCUAGCUUUUUAAAAUGCUAAGUUAACAUAACAUAAAGUGUUUUAAUACAACCUUAAUAUGUUUUGUCAGUUUUUAAAAACGUCACUAGUCACACAUCGAUACUUGUAAAUGCAUUUGAAAUGAUAGUCUCCACUCCUGCAUACACUGCCUGCUAAUUGAAUGUAGACUAAGCUGGCUAAUUUAGCACAAGGUGAUUUGUCAGUUUUCAAUAACAUAAUCAGUGUCAUUUGUGUAUACAGUCAUAAUUAUAGUCACCACACUCUGCCCCCACAAACAACUACUGCCUGUGAAACAUUUGGGGGACACUUAGCCUGGCUUUUUAAAAUGCUAAGCUAACAUAAAAUGUUUUAAUACAAAUUAGUUUCUUUAAAUGUUUUCAAUCAUAUAAUUACACACACAGUGGCUAGAUAUGCAUCUGGAGUUACAGUCACCACCCCUGCCCCUUGAUGCGUACACUGCCUGAUGAAAGAUUCAGGGCUAAGUUAGCUAAGCUAGCCUAAAAGUUUUUUUUGUUAUGCAAAUGAGCAUGUUUUCUUUGGUAGUUUUGAAUAACAUAAACAGACACACACUAAUAGCUGUGUACGCAGUUAUAAUUAUAGCCACCAACUCUCUUCAUCUGUGCAAGAAUACACUGCCUGCUGAAACAUUUUGGGACACUUAGGCUAGCUUUUCAAAAUGCUUAGCUAAAUUGUUGUUUAAAGGAAAUAAGCAUCAUUUGUUACUAUUUUCUUUCAUAUUUUUUACCUAAGUACACAAAUCCAUUUAUUUUUUGUUAUAAUCACACAGAUUUACGUAUUGAUAGUAUUUUAAUCCAAGUAUGCAGGUAGUUACUAUUUAAUGCUAUUAAUCAUUGCAGACCAACAAAGAAAUCAUGAUAAUUUGUAUACAGAUAUUUUGUAGAGUUAGAUGUCUCAAGACUUAUGAUGUGUAAACGUGACUAUUAGAGCUAGGCCUUCAGUUUGGGCCAUAAAUGUCAACAUGAGGGGAAAAACUCAACAACAAUGCAAAUUUUUUGCUAGCAUCCCUAUGUGACUCUACUAGUAUGUUAGUGCUGAGCUAAUAGCGGUUCUAAUGAAUGUUUUUUUUGGGUGUUCUAGAUUAAACACAGACAUUUGAAGCUUGUAACAGACAUAUUAACAUAUGUUUUACCUUGGAGCAGUCUGAAAAAUCUGAGCACUGGCAUAGAACUGCUGCUGUUUUCCAUUUCUAACAACUGACUGAAAUCAGAGUUCUAAUAGUACUUGGCAAUGCGGCCGGGCAGUUAAUACCACUCAUGCAAGACCAGGCUCCAAUGGAGAGAGACCUAUAAAACUGAAAGAAAAGCCACAUUAGCAUUUCAAAACAUAUUUGAAGUCACUGAUAAAAUCUGACAAAACCCAGCAUAAAUAGUUUGUAGCCUUUGGCUCAAAUAACACAAAAAGCAGGAUUUUUCAGCUUGUUCCAGCCACAACGCUUG